AUGCUGGCCAGUAGCGCCGCGCAAUUGAGUUUCAGUGCCCGGGAGGCAUUCGCUCGUGGCAGCUACUCCCAGGCCGCCGCCACCCUCAAUGACCUGGCAUCCCUCUGUUUGGACCUGUCGCUCUUCUCCCUGCCUGGGAACUUCCCCGAUCCCACGGUUUCGCUGCAGGCCGGUCCGCCCCCCUCAGCAGCCUUUCUCCCGCCGCCUCCUCCAUUGGCCCACUCACCAAUCGGGACUACGGUGACCUCGGUGCCGGUGCCGGCUCCAGCCCCCCUGGCCACCGCCGGCCCCGGGCAUGCCCUCCCGAAGCCCCCGCUGCUGGCUGGCCUUGCCUCCGGCCCCGAUGGGGCUUCCUCACACUUUUCUACCGACCCACCCGCGCCAACUUCCAUCGCCUCAGCGGGCCAUUUGGCACUUCCCAAUGCUCUUGCCCGGGAUGUGAGUCUCUCUUCACUGCAGCUCCUCUUCCGAGCACGGAGCCGCUCGGUCAAGCACACCGGCCCCUGCAUGUGA
Fonticula alba is the source of this 513-nucleotide messenger RNA. RefSeq lists its product as hypothetical. The transcript has 3 exons. The record is from RefSeq and is a predicted model, not a curated record. NCBI's taxonomy places the organism in Eukaryota, Rotosphaerida, Fonticulaceae. The coding region runs from base 1 to 513 and encodes 170 amino acids.